Molecule: messenger RNA, 1932 nt
Organism: Lepus europaeus (European hare)
Lineage: Eukaryota; Metazoa; Chordata; Mammalia; Lagomorpha; Leporidae
Gene: HERPUD2
Product: HERPUD family member 2
Exons: 8
Coding region: 515-1735 (406 amino acids)
Biological process (GO): endoplasmic reticulum unfolded protein response
Molecular function (GO): protein binding
Source: RefSeq, a predicted model, not a curated record
GGCUGUGCCCGGGCCCGGAGGGCGGCGGUGGCGGGCCCCGCGGCCUCGUCUCAGGUACCCCUCCUCCGGCUGGCGGCCCUAAGCCUCUUACUCUAUUUCCCGGCCCGUGCGGCGGUGCGGUCGCGUAGCGGCCUUGUUGCGUUUCAGUUUGGGGGUCGCGGCGAGGGCGGGGCAGUGACCCCGGCCUCGUGCCCUCACCCCUCGGGCACACCCUUGUCAUCGCUUUCUCUGUCUCCGCCCCGCCCCCCUCCGCAGUCCGGAGCCAGGCGGAGCCCGGACUUGGCCGGGAGAGCUGCACGGACGGCCCGGCACCCAGACCUCGCCGCCGCGAGCGCCGCUGUCCAUCCUGGGUACCGGCAAUGGCCUUCGUAUCGCCCGAUGCACUUGUGACUGACCUGAACACGGAAUAUUAAGAACUCACUUCCGUCCCCAUCCCAGCCGCGCCGGCGGUGACCACCUCGGCUCAGUUUGGGCUUACUGCAGCCCCACUUGUGUCGCCGUCCUUGGGGACGCCAUGGACCCAAGUGGGAUGGAGAUUCCUGUGACCCUCAUCAUUAAAGCACCGAAUCAGAAAUACAGUGACCAGACUAUUAGCUGCUUCUUGAACUGGACCGUGGGGAAACUAAAAACGCAUCUAUCUAACGUGUACCCUAGCAAACCAUUAACGAAGGAUCAGAGAUUGGUGUAUUCGGGCAGACUGCUUCCCGAUCAUCUGCAGCUGAAAGACAUUCUCAGAAAACAAGAUGAGUAUCAUAUGGUUCAUCUAGUAUGUACUUCUCGGACUCCUCCCAGUUCUCCAAAAUCCAGCAACAAUAGAGAAAGUCGUGAAGCAUUGGCAUCCAGCAGCAGUUCUAGUUCAGAUCAUUCAGGAUCGACAACUCCAUCAUCCAGUCAAGAAACCUUGUCUUUAGCUGCUGGUUCUUCCUCAGAAGGGUUGAGGCAGCGAACCCUUCCACAAGCACAAACCGACCCAGCCCAGAGUCAUCAGUUUCCAUAUGUAAUACAAGGAAAUGUGGACAACCAGUCUGCCGAGCCGGCCGUUCCGCCUGGGCUCCCGGCCUACCCUGCUCUCAGCCCGCUGCAGAUGCUGUGGUGGCAGCAGAUGUACGCCCACCACUAUUACAUGCAGUAUCAAGCUGCAGUUUCAGCUCAGGCCACAUCAGAUGCCAACCCUGCCCAGCCUGCUGCUCCACAGCCUCUAAAUUUGGCACAUGUUGCUGGAGAAGAUCCCCCACCAGCUCCAAAUCUAGUGGCCCAAGAAAAUCGACCUGUGAAUGAGAACGUUCAGAUGAAUGCACAGGGAGGCCCGGUGCUCAAUGAAGAAGACUUCAACCGAGACUGGCUAGACUGGAUGUACACACUCUCACGCGCCGCGAUUCUCCUUAGCAUUGUGUACUUCUACUCUUCCUUUAGCCGCUUUAUCAUGGUCAUGGGAGCCAUGCUACUGGUUUACUUACACCAAGCUGGAUGGUUUCCUUUUAGGCAGGAAGGAGGUCAACAACAGGCUCCCAACAAUAACGUUGAAGUCAACAACGAUGGGCAAAAUGCACACAACCUGGAACUUGAGGAGAUGGAGCGUCUCAUGGACGACGGGCUGGAAGACGAGAGCGGGGAAGACGCAGGCGAAGACGCCAGUGCAGUUCCGAGGCCUGGGCUAAUGGCUGCCGCGUGGUCGUUCAUCACCACUUUCUUCACUUCGCUGAUCCCGGAGGGGCCUCCCCAGGUUGCCAACUAGACCCGAAAGACUGUGCCAGCUGCAAACGAGGGUCUGACGUGAGGAAAGUGGGCUAAAUAACAGUGCAAUUUCAAAAAAAUUUAUAACUUUCUUUUGAAUAUCAUGUACAGAGGUUUUUUUUUCCCUUUAAGCUUCUCAUGCAUAUGAAUAUUUUAAGCACAAAUGGACUACUAAAUGUCUGAUUUUUUUUUUUUAAA